AUGAAUUAUACGCGUAUUUCAUAUUUCCGCUUCAGAAGAGAAAGGAAUUGAUGAUAAGAUAUAUUUGAAGAGGACAGCACACAGUUUCUUCGCUACUCACGAUGUCUCUCUACGAUGGAUUAGACAUUGACAGUGACAAGGGUGGAAGUGAAACAAAAUCAGAUGUUUCUGCAUGGUCUUCAAGUUAUAAACUGUUAAUGUCACAGCUGCAGGCAAAGAAAGUUUCACUUGUACAGACUAAGCGCCAACGCCAGAACACAACUUUGGCACCAGUUGUGGACUUGAAGAGAAAUGCUGAUUCUUCAGAACUACACUUCAACCUACAGACAGGCAGGCUUGAGAGCAGAGCCGGAGGGGAAAGUGGAGGCAGUAGUGGUGGGGGUGGUCCUCCCAUUGCGAUGGGAGGAUCGCCAUUCCUACCUACAGACCCGGUACCCUCCCUUACAGGGGUCAGUGAUGAAUACAACCCUCUCAGACCAAAUGAUUACGAAGAAUUUAUGAAGAAAAGGAAAGAACAAAGACAAAAGGAAAGAGAGGAAGAAAGAAAAAAAGAUGGGGGAGAUGAACAGGAAAGAAUUCCUCAAGAACGUGGAUCAAGCAGGAAGAGGCGUGACCGUGAUCGGGAUAGUACCCCUGACCACUUUGGUCUUAACGAGAUGGAGAGAGCCAGAAGACGGAAGGAAGAAGAAGAGGAAGAGGAAUAUGAACAAAAACCCCGCAACAAAAGUCAGGGGGCUGCCAUUGCUCCACCAUCUUCACUUAUCAAUGAGGACAUGAUCUUCAAAGAGGAACCGAUGCCUAUUAUGCCAGACAGAUCCAGGUCACCUCCCAUGGGCUACACAAUAGGACUCGGCGGUUCUGUUGCUUCAAAGAUCAUGGCCAAGUAUGGGUACAAAGAGGGACAGGGUCUAGGCAAGUCUGAGCAGGGUAUGAGUACUGCACUCCAGGUGGAGAAAACCAGCAAGCGUGGCGGCAAGAUCAUACACGAAAAAGAUAUCCCGAAAGAAUCACCCAGAGAGCCAACACCUAAUACUAACUUAAUGAAAAAUCCAUCCAAAGUAAUUCUGUUGAGGAACAUGGUUGCUCCAGGUGAUGUUGAUGAAGAAUUGGAACAAGAGACAUCUGAAGAAUGUUCCAAAUAUGGCCGUGUCAUUAAAUGUGUCAUAUUUGAGAUUCCAGGGGGUGUAGAAGAAGAGGCUGUGCGCAUAUUCCUGGAGUUUGAGAGAGUUGACGCUGCAAUCAAAGCUAUUAUUGAUUUAAAUGGAAGAUUUUUUGGAGGCCGCAUUGUGAAAGCCUGCUUCUACAAUUUGGAUAAGUUUCGAAGACUAGACUUAGCAGAUGAAGUUGAAUGACAAGGAUUUCUGUCAGAUUGUGUGGUUGAAUGAGUGUGAGUGUGAGAGUUAGUGUUAUAAAGACCAAAUGAUUGAAUAAACAAAGUAAAUUUUGGAAUGAUUUUUAACAUCUGUGUAAAAGUGACAAUACAUGUACAUGUAUAUAUUUUUACAUGUAUACUGGUAUAAACAUUUUGGAUGGAAUUGCUUUUACCUGUACAUAUUCUUUAGAUGAAAAAUCUGAUGUAUGAUGUGCUUUGAUGAUCAUGUGCAAAUUUAAGUUAAAUGUUUAAAUACCAUUUUAAAUGACUAAUAGUCAUUAUUUACAUCUGUAUGUUAAUCAUCUUUACUUACAUCAGUAUGUUAAUCAUCUUAUUAAAGUCUGGAAAUAUCAAAAA
Pecten maximus is the source of this 1729-nucleotide messenger RNA. RefSeq names its product splicing factor 45-like. The coding region runs from base 102 to 1352 and encodes 416 amino acids. Gene Ontology annotation, cellular component: precatalytic spliceosome. Gene Ontology annotation, biological process: mRNA cis splicing, via spliceosome; alternative mRNA splicing, via spliceosome. The record is from RefSeq and is a predicted model, not a curated record. The transcript has 13 exons. Lineage: Eukaryota; Metazoa; Mollusca; Bivalvia; Pectinida; Pectinidae. Gene Ontology annotation, molecular function: nucleic acid binding.